AUGGGUCUCUGGCCAUCAAGCUGGUCUUUCUGGUCUUCAAAACCGACCUCUCCACCAAUUCAACCACAAUCUCAAUCCCUACCAACAGAAGCCCUUCGAAUCACAAAAUCUGAACCAGAAUCACAAUCACAAUCACAAUCACAAUCACAGUCCCAAUCACAACCCCUCCCAACCGACCACAGAGACCCAACCUUCACACCUUUCCAACGAGCCCGAAAACAACUAACCCUCUACUUCGGUGGCGCCGGUUUCCUCCUCCUCUCCAUGGCCGUCGCCCGCCGUUCAACCCGUCGUAGAUACCUCGCUACCGUUCCAAAGUACUAUACACCCAACACCCGUGCUUCAGAAUUGAACUUCAAUACCGGUAUAGAUGCAUUCGAAGCAUUGAACAUCGCUUCUUUGGGCGUCUUUAGCGUCGGAAUGAUGACCGUGGGUGCGGGGAUGUAUGUCGCCGAUGUGGUCAAUGUGGAUGAGAUGAGGAGGCUGUUGAGGAGUAAAUAUGGUACCGAAGGUAGGAUGAGUGAAAUGGACGUUGAGGAGGAGAUGGAGGAAUGGAUUGCUAGUGUGCUGGCUAGGAAGGAUAGGAAGGAAGCGGAUAGGGCUGCUACUGCUGCUGCCGCUGCCGCUGGGAGAUGA
Molecule: messenger RNA, 636 nt
Organism: Orbilia oligospora ATCC 24927
Lineage: Eukaryota; Fungi; Ascomycota; Orbiliomycetes; Orbiliales; Orbiliaceae
Exons: 1
Coding region: 1-636 (211 amino acids)
Cellular component (GO): mitochondrion
Source: RefSeq, a predicted model, not a curated record